This is a messenger RNA of Catharus ustulatus (Swainson's thrush), 1301 nucleotides long. RefSeq names its product siah E3 ubiquitin protein ligase 2 (gene SIAH2). The record is from RefSeq and is a predicted model, not a curated record. Gene Ontology annotation, molecular function: ubiquitin conjugating enzyme binding; zinc ion binding; ubiquitin protein ligase activity. Bases 1 to 930 code for a protein of 309 amino acids. Gene Ontology annotation, cellular component: cytoplasm. Gene Ontology annotation, biological process: multicellular organism development; proteasome-mediated ubiquitin-dependent protein catabolic process. The transcript is spliced from 2 exons. Lineage: Eukaryota; Metazoa; Chordata; Aves; Passeriformes; Turdidae.
AUGAGCCGCCCGUCCUCGGCCGGGCCCGGCCCGAGCAAGCCGUGCGGGAAGCAGCAGCCGCCGCCGCCGCACGCCCCGUCCCCCGCCGCCGUCCUGCCGGGCACCGCCGGGGCUUCUCCGCCGCCUCCGCCUCCUCCUCCUCUUCCUCCCCCCCAGCAGCAGCAGCAGCAGGAGCUGACCUCGCUCUUCGAGUGCCCCAUCUGCUUCGACUAUGUGCUGCCGCCCAUCCUGCAGUGCCAGGCCGGGCACCUGGUGUGCAAGCAAUGCCGGCAGCAGCUGAGCCUCUGUCCCACCUGCCGGGGCUCCCUCACCCCCAACAUCAGGAACCUGGCCAUGGAGAAGGUGGCCUCGGCUGUCCUCUUCCCGUGCAAGUAUGCCACAACAGGCUGCUCCCUGACACUCCACCACACAGAAAAGCCAAAACAUGAAGCCAUCUGUGAGUACCGUCCCUACUCCUGCCCGUGCCCUGGUACCUCCUGUGACUGGGAGGGAUCCUUGGAAGCCGUGAUGUCCCACCUCAUGCAUGCCCACAAAAGCAUUACCACCCUUCAGGGAGAAGACAUCAUUUUCCUUGCCACAGACAUUAACCUGCCAGGGGCAGUGGACUGGGUGAUGAUGCAGUCGUGCUUUGGUCACCACUUCAUGCUGGUGCUGAAGAAGCAGGAGAAGUGUGAAGGUCACCAGCAGUUUUUUGCCACCGUGCUGCUCAUCGGCACCCGAAAGCAGGCCGAGAACUUUCAGUACAGACUGGAGCUGCACGGCAGCUGCCACCGGCUGACCUGGGAGGCGUCUCCCUGCUCCAUCCACGACGGCGUGAACGUGGCCAUCCGCAACAGCAACUGCCUCGUUUUUGAUACGGCCACUGCACACCUCUUUGCUGACAACGGAAACCUCGGCAUCAACGUCACCAUUUCCACGUGCUGCCCAUGAUGCAUUGCUGGCUGAUGUACAGCUCCACCAGGGUUUGGGUUUGGUUCCUGUUUUUUACGCUGUUCCACUAUGUCAUCUUGUGUGCUAAGGUUUCUGACUAGCCAAGGGCUGUAACUUUGGGCAGAAGAGGAACAAGAGUGUGCUGUAAGUAACAUCAGCGGGACAAGGUCUUUUAAAAUUCUUGGGUGCCUUAGGAAGAUUACACAAACACAGUUACCUUUUGUAAUUUAAUUAUAUUUUAUGUAAAGAGUGCUUCCAUUGGAUAUGUGGCUUAAGAGGCUCAUGUUUGGAGCACACCUAAAAGCCCUUUCAGCAGCAGUACAGACUCCCUCUGUCACUGGUGAGCUUUAAUAAAAGGCUUUAGUAUCACA